Capra hircus (goat) is the source of this 2079-nucleotide messenger RNA. RefSeq names its product insulin like growth factor 2 (gene IGF2). The record is from RefSeq and is marked provisional. Lineage: Eukaryota; Metazoa; Chordata; Mammalia; Artiodactyla; Bovidae. Gene Ontology annotation, cellular component: extracellular region. Gene Ontology annotation, molecular function: hormone activity; growth factor activity.
GCCUGCUCUCCGGCGGAGCUGCGUGAGGCCAGGCAGGCCCCCGGCCCCCCCUUCCGGCCGCCCUCGCCUCCUGGCCCUCGCCCGCCAGCGCCUCCACCCGGCUGGCGGCCCCGCGUCGACGCCGUCCGCUACGCUGCUGACCCCCAUCUCGGGCGCCGUCGGCGGGGCCGCGCUCCGCCGGCCUGCGGAUUCCCCGCCGCCUCCUCUUCGUCUACCUCAACGCCCGUCCCGCUUCGCCCGAGGAGGCGGUCCCCCCCGCAGGCAGUCCGGCUCGCAGGCCGCCGGCGUUGUCAUCCCCCGCGCUCCCCCCCGGCCCUCCCCCGGCGCGCAGCCCGGCCGCUCCCCCUCCUCGCUGCGUCCCGAGCGGCCCCGGCGCCGCCACCGCCACCCCCCCCCGAGGCCCGGGCUCGCGACGGCCGAGGGCUCCGUCGGCCCAAGCCGAGCUGGGCGCCCGCGGCCCGGGUGACGCCUCCGCUCCGCCCCCCUCAGCACCUUCCCCGGCCCCCGACGUUGCGCCCUUUCCUCGGCUUCUCUGCGCUCCCCGGCCCCUCUCCGGCCUCUGGUCCCGGCCCCCAGUCUUCUUCCGCAGCCUUCCCUUCGCUCCCUCCCGUCCCCCCCAGCUCCUUGCCUCCAACUCCCUCCCCUUCCACGCCCGCCCUCUCGCCUUCGCCGUCCCAAAGUGGAUUAAUUAUACGCUUUCUGUUUCUCUCUCCGCUGCUCUCUCCCGCUGUGAGCCUGCCCGCCUCUCGCUGUCCUCUCUCCCUCUCGCCCUCUCUUCGGCCCCCCCUUUUCACGUUCACCCUGUCUCUCUCACUAUCUCUGCCCCUCUCUGUCCUUGAUACAACAGCUGACCUCAUUUCCCGAUACCCUUUCCCCCCCUAAAAGUACAACAUCUGGCCCGCCCCGGCCCGCAGACAGCCCGUCCUCCCUAAAGAAUCAGACGAAAUUUCCCCCCCCCCCCCAAAAAAAGCCAUCCCCCCGUUCUGCCCCGUCGCACAUUCGGCCCCCGCGACUCGGUCAGAGCGGCGCUGGCAGAGGAGUGUCCGGCAGGAGGGCCUUCGCCCGCUGUUCGGUUUGCAAUACGCAGCAGGAAGGUGGGCGGCUCCGGUGCCGGCUUCCAGACAUCAAUGGGGAUCACAGCAGGAAAGUCGAUGCUGGUGCUUCUUGCCUUCUUGGCCUUCGCCUCGUGCUGCUAUGCUGCUUACCGCCCCAGCGAGACUCUGUGCGGCGGGGAGCUGGUGGACACCCUCCAGUUUGUCUGUGGGGACCGCGGCUUCUACUUCAGCCGACCAUCCAGCCGCAUAAACCGACGCAGCCGUGGCAUCGUGGAAGAGUGUUGCUUCCGAAGCUGCGACCUGGCCCUACUGGAGACCUACUGUGCCGCCCCCGCCAAGUCCGAGAGGGAUGUGUCUGCCUCUACGACCGUGCUUCCGGACGACUUCACAGCAUACCCCGUGGGCAAGUUCUUCCAAUCUGACACCUGGAAGCAGUCCACCCAGCGCCUGCGCAGGGGCCUGCCCGCUUUCCUGCGAGCACGCCGGGGUCGCACGCUCGCCAAGGAGCUGGAGGCGCUCAGAGAGGCCAAGAGUCACCGUCCGCUGAUCGCCCUGCCUACCCAGGACCCUGCCACCCACGGGGGCGCCUCUCCCGAGGCAUCCAGCGAUUAGAAGUGAGCCAAAGUGUCGUAAUUCUGCCAAGUGACACCAUCUACCUCGCGCCGUCCUCCUGACCGGGACUGCCCCACUAGGUCUCUCUCUGAAAUCCCUGUACCGUCCUGUCUGCGGGCUCCCCUGACCCAGCCUCUGUGCCCCAACCUCCCCACGUCAGGCAAGUCCCCCUCGGCCCCCUCCAUCUGGCCGAGGGGAUCAGAACAACAUCUCUAAAAAUGUACAAAACCAAUUGGCUUUAAAUAUCCCCCCAAAUUAUCACCCCCCAAAUUACCCCCAAAUUAUACAACCAAAAUUGCAAUCAUAAACCCCUCAAUCAGCCCCCUUGAAAUGAAUUGGCUUUUUAGCAACACCAGAAAAGCAAACUAGCUUUCCAAAAACUUCUUAAAAAAAAAAAAAAAUCAAUUGGCUG